Messenger RNA from Cloeon dipterum, 2880 nucleotides. RefSeq lists its product as uncharacterized. Lineage: Eukaryota; Metazoa; Arthropoda; Insecta; Ephemeroptera; Baetidae. The transcript has 3 exons. Bases 162 to 2648 code for a protein of 828 amino acids. The record is from RefSeq and is a predicted model, not a curated record.
GUGGUGGAGACCCGCGCUCCCAGCCGCCAGCAAACGCAGUCAGUCAGUCAGUCUGCGAUCUAGUGCAUUCAGUGACGUGCGCCUGCACCCGCCGAGCGGAAGGAAUGACCUAACGCCAAGUGCGAGCAUGGAGAACGCGCCGCACAACACCCGCUCCUAACAUGAAGUUCAGAAGCGGUGCCUGGCUGCCGAUAGUGCUGCUGGCGGCGGUGUGCAGCUGCCACAUCGCGGCGACUCCUGUCGACGAUGGAGGCUGGGUGCCGAUCGAGCCGAGCGCGAUCGCUAACAGCGCUGAUGAGGCUCCUAAAUUCGGUUCCCGAAUUAAACUCAGAAGCUCACGACCGCAGUCCGCCCAAAAGACGGCGAAGAGCAUCGUCCCGCGCACGACCUCCACGACGACCACCACCACCAGCACGACGCCCAAGCCGAUAGAAAGCACCACAACACAUGUUCCUACGACAAAAACAUCCGUGAAAUUUACCAAAUCGGCGACAAAGUCAAAGCAGCAGCCGCGCCCUCCGCGACAGCAGCCAUUGCUGGUUUACACCACGAGUACAACGACCCCGGUGCCGGAUGACGAGGAGACCAAGAGUUUGUCUCAACAGGUGAAGGACGGCAAGUACGGGCUGAUCCAGAACGAGCUGUUCUCGGCGCAACCCUCCCGACCCGGCAUCCUCAGCUACAGCGAAAACUACGAGGUGCCAAAGGACAAUAGUGAAAACCUCGGCGGGCUGAAACCCGAGGAAAUCUGGCUUUCCGAGGGCCACGUGUUGGUGUUAUCCGGCUCCAACAAGGACGACGACGGCCUGUGGGCGCCCAUCGACGACUACCAAGCGCCUCCGAGGCAAGUGAAGCUGCCACCAAACCCUGACGUGCCGCCACCCUUCCCGGUGCAGUUGCAGGAUGGAGGACCGACCGGUUUCGUAGCUUCCAAAAACGGCAGCAAUCCAGCACUCGAGCCGUACCAUCCACCGGGAAACUCGGGUCCGGGGAACGGGUUUCACCCAGUAUCAGGGCCGUUCCCCCCUCAGCGCCAUCCGUUCCUUCCGCCGCCGCCACCACUCGAUCCAAACAAACCUCUCGACGAGGACGACCCGUCCAUUUACUACCCGCCACCCUACGACUUCUCCUUUCACGGAGACAACUCAAGUGAACUGCCUCCUGGACCUCUGGUUCCAGGAAUCAUUCUUCCACCACCCCCAAACUUCUUCGCACCGCAAAACAAAACCAAGCCAAAGCUCGUCUUCCCGGAUCCAUUCGACUUGGGAUUCAUUCCGCCAGAACAUCAACGGCCGUUUGCACCACCGCCGCCACGACGACCACCACAACCACAACGCCCAGCGGUGCGUCCCAGACCCACCACCACGACCACUACAACCACAACAACUACCACGACUACGACUACAACAACAGCCAAACCACCGCAGCAGCAGUUUGUCGAGAACGAGGUCUACAUUCCAGAGUACCCAGCGAAGGAACCAAAUGUCAUUUUGCAUCAUCACGGCAGCCCUUUGUAUUACGUUCCAGAGCAGUUCCUGGUGAGGAAUGUCACCACUUUCGUAGCUCCUCCAGAACAAGUGUACGUGUACGAAGUGCCUUUGAGUCAAGCUCCGAGAAGAAAGCAACAACCCAAGCAGAAAACCGUCGUGAGUUCCACCCCGGCUCCAACGGCUCUGUACUACACGCUGCCUCCGGACACGAACGUGCAAAUUUCGGUGUACACGGCAGCGCCUCCAGUGGAGGACCGAAAGCCGAAAUAUUACACCAACAACCAACCGGCCAAUGUCAUCCACAGGGAGUACUUCACGACGACGGCGAAGCCUCCCCAGUACGUGCAAACCACCCCGAAACCCUCGUACACUGCACAAAAGCCGCACGUGAUCACACAGGAGUACUUCACCACUCAGAGGCCGGUGUCGUCGACCAAACUGAACACCCCUACGACGCCUGCCUACGCCCCGGAGGCCACCCCCAACCCCGUGUACAACCAAGACUCGUUCCAGCCGUCCUACGACUUCCCCUUCCAGUACACGACCCCCGCGCCGCCCAGUCGCGGCAGGUACUACCCCCAGAACGACGUCUACACCCCGCGUAGACCAUACGACGGAUUCGUGCCGUCACCUCCGGCCUACGCGCCGCGUCAACGGCCGCUCGACCUGCUGAAUCUGCUGAACAACGACCCCAACAGGUUCUACCUGCCGAGAGGACCGGUAAAUCCGACAGUGGCGCCGUACUACCAGCAACAGGCCGACAACUUCUACCGGCAGAACGUCGUGUCCACGACGGCCAACCCGAUUUUCAGCGGGUUGUACACGCAGGAGGACGCCAAGUACAUGGACGCCUUCACCAAGAGCCUGUUCAACGCGUUCGGCCAGAAGGUGAGGGGCACGACGCCCCUGCCGGCGGCGGCGGCGCCGACGUCGGUGCCCUUGCACGACGACGUGCGCGUCAACUACCGGCAGCCGUUGCCGGCCGUCAACCCGGACAGCGAGUUCGUCAACCUGCGGGAGCCAGCAUACGUGUCAUAUCAGCUGCCGGGCGAGGGCCGCCGGGGGCCCAGCCACUACUUCUACAUCUCACCACGCACCCCGAGAGGCGCCAAGGGCGAGGAGUCGGCCCCGCCCUCGAGACGGAAGCAGCAACAGUGAUUAAAUUAUAGAAAAGUGCGUUGUGUGGAGUGGACCAGUUCGAGCAUAUUAUUUAUUACCGUUUAAGGUUGUAACCGUAGUGCCGCGUCUUUUUUUACUGAUUGUCACCUGCUGAAAAAACAAACAAUCUCGCGCUUCCGUCGGUUAAGUGUUAGAUUUAAUCAAAUUGUAUUAAACAAUCGGAAGUGUACGUAAUACGUAAUUUAGGCGAAUAAAAAGCAUUCAAGGCAAA